Rhinolophus ferrumequinum (greater horseshoe bat) is the source of this 849-nucleotide messenger RNA. Its product is annotated as ferritin heavy chain-like. Gene Ontology annotation, molecular function: ferrous iron binding; ferric iron binding. Gene Ontology annotation, cellular component: cytoplasm. NCBI's taxonomy places the organism in Eukaryota, Metazoa, Chordata, Mammalia, Chiroptera, Rhinolophidae. The record is from RefSeq and is a predicted model, not a curated record. The coding region runs from base 1 to 849 and encodes 282 amino acids. The transcript has 2 exons. Gene Ontology annotation, biological process: intracellular iron ion homeostasis; iron ion transport.
AUGGAUGCAGUCCAUACAGGUCAGCCUCCUUACUCCCAAGUAAGGAGCCUUACUCCCAAGGCUCAGAGUAAGAUGAAGAACAGAGAACAGCACUGGAGAGACAAAUGGAGUGUAUCCACCACACUGAAUAAAACCCAGACGUUGCUUCGAAGCCCCGCCCCUUCCUGCCGACGCCACCUAAACGUCAGACGCCACUUCCGCCACUUCCGCCACUUCCGCCACUUCCGCCACUUCCGCCACUUCCGCCACUUCCACCGCCUUGGCCUGAACGCUCCGGAUCGCACACCUGCGCCGCCAGCCAUAAUGAUCCCGCCGCUUCCAUGUGUGCGCCAGAACUACCACCCUCACUGCGAGGCCGCCAUUAACUACCAGAUCAACCUGGAGCUCUACGCCUCGUCCUUGUACCUGUCCAUGGCCUCUUAUUUUGAUAGCCACGAGGUGGCCUUGAAGCACUUCAGCCAGUUCUUCCUGCGAAAGUCCAGCCAGGAGUGGAAGCACGCCGAGAGGCUGAUGUGGCUGCAGAACCAGCGUGGGGGUCUCCACAACCAGCGCGACAUCCGCAGGCCUUACCUCAGCCACUGGAAUAGCAGCCUGGGCGUCAUGAAGUGCGCUUUGCACGUGGCUAUUAGCGUGAACCAGAGCCUGCUCGACCUGCACGAGCUGGCCACCGAGAAGAAGGACACCCACCUGUACGCCUCCCUGGACAGACACUACCUGCGCGAGCAGGUGAAGUCCAUCAGAGAUCUGCAGGACCUCAUCAGCAGCCUGCGCAAGUGGCGGUCCCUGGAAGCCCGCCUGACGGAUGACCUGUGUGCCAAGCGCACCCUGGGCGACAGUGACAAGAAAUGA